AUGAGUUCCAUAACCAAAGAGACCCAAGAGCCAACAGAUGGCCGAACGUGGCGCCAGUACUUCCCCAAAGGUGAUCUGUGGGUGUUUGGUUAUGGGAGUUUGAUAUGGAAGCCUCCACCUCACUAUGACCAGCGGGUCCCAGGGUAUAUUGAUGGGUAUGUGCGCCGGUUUUGGCAGGUAAGCAUCCAUAGAAGAGAAGGUGGUCAAGCUCAAUCUAAUCAAGGUGCACCUUUCAGUACCGACCACAGAGGAACCCCCGAGCAACCAGGCCGCGUAGUAACAGUGAUAGAGCGCGGCUUCUGGGAGACAUUGGAUGAUCCACUAGCCCACCUCGACGCCGAAACAACCCGCGUCUGGGGUGCCGCAUACCACAUUCCCGCCUCCCACGCCGAGGAAGUCCACGACUAUCUCGACGUGCGGGAAAUAGAUGGGUACAGCGCGCACUACACGCCCUUUCACCCGGUGGCAACCACGGCGCCUACUAACACAGACCAACCCGACUCAACGUCGCCAAUAAUAUGCAUGGUGUACAUAGGACAACCCACGAACCCGCAAUUCCUGCGAGACCAGGCGCGCCGUGAGCCUCAGGAUGUCGCGGAGGUUAUUAGCCGCGGCCAUGGACAGAGCGGGAAGAACACGGAGUACUUGUAUUUGCUGGAGAAGGCGCUUGAGGGGGUUGGGUUGGGGACUGCGGAUGGGCAUGUUACGGAUUUGGUGAAGAGGGUUAGGGAGAUUGAGGGAGGUGGUGAGGCAAGAAGAGAGGAGGAGAAGGCUGAGAGGGAUGUUCGGGAGGCGUUGGCAGAGGGGGCAGAGGGGAGGAAGGAUGUGGAUUUAUCGGAGUAG
Aspergillus puulaauensis is the source of this 843-nucleotide messenger RNA. RefSeq names its product gamma-glutamylcyclotransferase. The record is from RefSeq and is a predicted model, not a curated record. NCBI's taxonomy places the organism in Eukaryota, Fungi, Ascomycota, Eurotiomycetes, Eurotiales, Aspergillaceae. Gene Ontology annotation, biological process: glutathione catabolic process. The coding region runs from base 1 to 843 and encodes 280 amino acids. Gene Ontology annotation, molecular function: gamma-glutamylcyclotransferase activity; glutathione specific gamma-glutamylcyclotransferase activity. The transcript has 5 exons. Gene Ontology annotation, cellular component: cytoplasm.